Lontra canadensis (Northern American river otter) is the source of this 1618-nucleotide messenger RNA. It is a transcript of the gene ENO3, whose product is annotated as enolase 3. The record is from RefSeq and is a predicted model, not a curated record. Lineage: Eukaryota; Metazoa; Chordata; Mammalia; Carnivora; Mustelidae. Gene Ontology annotation, biological process: glycolytic process. The coding region runs from base 210 to 1532 and encodes 440 amino acids. Gene Ontology annotation, cellular component: phosphopyruvate hydratase complex. The transcript has 12 exons. Gene Ontology annotation, molecular function: magnesium ion binding; phosphopyruvate hydratase activity.
CGGCUGGGCUGGGGCCGCGCCCCGAGGCGCCCGCCGUCGGCCGGGAAAGGGUCUCCUGGCUGCCGCUCCGCACCCGGGGCGACAAGUGCUGGCCCAGCGCUAUCAGUAGGGAGCCACGCCAAGUCUGAGGGCCCAUCUAAAUUCGGCUCCCUUACCCCUCCCCCACCCCCUAGCUGGCGCGAGCCGGGGUGGGGCCCAGAGAAGCCGCCAUGAGAACCCUGAGAGCCAUGGCCAUGCAGAAGAUCUUUGCCCGGGAAAUCCUGGACUCCAGGGGCAACCCCACAGUAGAAGUGGACCUGCACACGGCCAAGGGCCGAUUCCGAGCAGCUGUGCCCAGCGGAGCUUCCACGGGCAUCUAUGAGGCCCUAGAACUGAGAGAUGGAGACAAAUCCCGCUACCUGGGGAAAGGGGUCCUGAAGGCCGUGGAACACAUCAACAAGACCCUAGGUCCCGCUCUGCUGGAAAAGAAACUAAGCGUCGUGGAUCAAGAAAAAGUUGACAAGUUUAUGAUCGAGUUGGAUGGGACGGAGAAUAAGUCCAAGUUUGGGGCCAAUGCCAUCCUGGGCGUCUCCCUGGCCGUGUGCAAGGCUGGUGCGGCGGAGAAGGGGGUCCCUCUCUACCGGCACAUCGCAGACCUGGCCGGGAACCCAGACUUGGUCCUCCCGGUCCCUGCCUUCAAUGUCAUCAAUGGGGGCUCGCAUGCCGGCAACAAGCUGGCCAUGCAGGAGUUCAUGAUCCUGCCCGUGGGGGCCAGCUCCUUCAAGGAAGCCAUGCGCAUUGGCGCUGAGGUGUACCACCACCUCAAGGGGGUCAUCAAGGCCAAGUACGGGAAGGAUGCCACCAACGUGGGUGACGAGGGCGGCUUUGCACCCAACAUCCUGGAGAACAAUGAGGCCCUGGAGUUGCUGAAGACGGCCAUCCAGGCAGCCGGCUACCCAGACAAGGUGGUCAUCGGCAUGGACGUGGCGGCAUCCGAGUUCUAUCGCAACGGGAAGUAUGACCUCGACUUCAAGUCCCCCGACGACCCCGCACGGCACAUUACUGGGGAGAAGCUGGGGGAGCUGUACAAGAACUUCAUUAAGAACUAUCCUGUGGUCUCCAUUGAGGACCCCUUUGACCAGGAUGACUGGGCCACCUGGACCUCAUUCCUCUCGGGGGUUAACAUCCAGAUCGUGGGGGACGACCUCACAGUCACCAACCCUAAGAGGAUCGCCCAGGCCGUCGAGAAGAAGGCCUGCAACUGCCUGCUGCUGAAGGUCAACCAGAUCGGCUCCGUGACCGAGUCCAUCCAGGCCUGCAAGCUGGCUCAGUCUAACGGCUGGGGGGUGAUGGUGAGCCACCGCUCCGGGGAGACCGAGGACACGUUCAUCGCCGACCUCGUCGUGGGGCUCUGCACGGGGCAGAUCAAGACGGGUGCCCCCUGCCGCUCAGAGCGCCUGGCCAAGUACAACCAGCUCAUGAGGAUUGAGGAGGCUCUUGGGGACAAGGCUGUCUUUGCCGGACGCAAAUUCCGCAACCCGAAGGCCAAGUGAGAAGCUGCAGGCUCCGAGCCCCACCCCCGGGACCCAUCCAGGCCUUCAAGCCUUUCCCCGUGGAAAUAAAUGCUGGUGGCAAACAA